AGGAGGGGGUGGAGGAGGAGGGCUGCCUUGAGGAAGUACAGGAAUGAAGUUGUGGAGCUGAGAUUCCUCUCCAUCGUGCCCACAGAGCCGAGAAGACCCCCCGAGGCCGCCGGCCGCCCCUGCACUGGGUGCUCUUUCCGGCGCGAGCGCCCGGCCCCCUCCCCUCGCCCGCCCGGCGCCCUCGCCGCCUGGUCUAGCCGGAGCCAUGGGGACGGAGCCGCAGUGAGCACCAUGGAGCUGGCGGCCUGGUGCCGCUGGGGGCUCCUCCUCGCCCUCCUGUCCCCCGGAGCCGCGGGCACCCAAGUGUGCACCGGCACAGACAUGAAGCUGCGGCCGCUGGCCAGUCCCGAGACCCACCUGGACAUGCUCCGCCACCUCUACCAGGGCUGUCAGGUGGUGCAGGGUAACCUGGAGCUCACCUACCUGCCCGCUAAUGCCAGCCUCUCCUUCCUGCAGGAGAUCCAGGAGGUGCAGGGCUACGUGCUCAUCGCCAAGAACCGAGUGAGUCAGGUCCCCCUGCAGAGGCUGCGGAUCGUACGAGGCACCCAGCUCUUUGAGGACAACUAUGCCCUGGCCGUGCUGGACAACGGAGGCCUUCUGGAAGGUGCCCCCCCUGCUGCACGCGCUGCUCCGGGAGGGCUGCAGGAGCUGCAGCUGCGAAGCCUCACAGAGAUCCUGAAGGGAGGGGUCUUGAUCCAGCGGAACCCCCAGCUCUGCCACCAGGACACGAUUGUGUGGAAGGACAUCUUCCACAGGAACAACCAGCUGGCCCUCAUGCUGAUAGACACCAACCGCUCACGGGCCUGCCCACCCUGUUCUCCAGCUUGUAAAGCUCCCCACUGCUGGGGAGAAAGUUCCAAGGACUGUCAGAGCUUGACGCGAACCGUCUGUGCCAGCGGCUGUGCCCGCUGUAAGGGCCCGCAGCCCACCGACUGCUGCCACGAGCAGUGUGCUGCCGGCUGCACGGGCCCCAAGCACUCUGACUGUCUGGCCUGCCUCCACUUCAACCACAGUGGCAUCUGUGAGCUGCACUGCCCAGCUCUGGUCACCUACAACACGGACACCUUCGAGUCCAUGCCCAACCCCGAGGGCCGUUAUACCUUCGGCGCCAGCUGCGUGACCACCUGUCCUUACAACUACCUGUCCACGGACGUGGGAUCCUGCACCCUGGUUUGUCCCCUGAACAACCAAGAGGUGACAGCUGAGGAUGGAACCCAGCGGUGUGAGAAAUGCAGCAAGCCCUGUGCCCGAGUGUGCUAUGGUCUGGGCAUGGAACACCUGCGGGAGGUGAGGGCGGUCACCAGUGCCAACAUCCAGGAGUUUGCUGGCUGCAAGAAGAUCUUUGGGAGCCUGGCGUUUGUGCCGGAGAGCUUUGAGGGGGACCGAGCCUCCAACACUGCCCCCCUACAGCCUGAGCAGCUCAGAGUAUUUGAGUCUCUGGAGGAGAUCACAGGUUACCUGUACAUCUCAGCGUGGCCAGACAGCCUGCCGGACCUCCACGUCUUCCAGAAUCUGCGAGUAAUCCGGGGACGAGUUCUGCAUGAUGGUGCCUACUCGCUGACCCUGCAAGGGCUGGGCAUCCGCUGGCUGGGGCUGCGCUCUCUGCGGGAACUGGGCAGUGGACUGGCCCUCAUCCACCGCAACGCCCGCCUCUGCUUUGUACACACGGUGCCCUGGGACCAGCUCUUCCGGAACCCCCACCAGGCCCUGCUCCACAGUGCCAACCGGCCAGAGGUCGAGUGCGUGGGCGAGGGCCUGGCCUGCUACCCGCUGUGUGCCCACGGGCACUGCUGGGGUCCAGGGCCCACCCAGUGCGUCAACUGCAGCCAGUUCCUCCGGGGCCAGCAGUGCGUGGAAGAAUGCCGAGUACUGCAGGGGCUCCCCCGGGAGUACGUGAAGGACAGGUACUGUCUGCCGUGCCACCCCGAGUGUCAGCCCCAGAACGGCUCAGUGACCUGCUUUGGCUCGGAGGCUGACCAGUGUGUGGCUUGCACCCACUACAAGGAUCCUCCCUUCUGCGUGGCUCGCUGCCCCAGUGGUGUGAAGCCUGACCUAUCCUUCAUGCCCAUCUGGAAGUUCCCAGAUGAGGAGGGCAUGUGCCAGCCAUGCCCCAUCAACUGCACCCACUCCUGUGUGGACCUGGAUGACAAGGGCUGCCCCGCUGAGCAGAGAGCCAGCCCUGUGACGUCCAUCAUUGCCGCUGUGGUGGGCAUUCUGCUGGUCGUCGUCGUGGGGCUGGUCUUCGGCAUCCUCGUCAAGCGGCGGCGGCAGAAGAUCCGGAAGUACACGAUGCGGCGGCUGCUGCAGGAGACAGAGCUGGUGGAGCCCCUGACACCGAGCGGAGCGAUGCCAAAUCAGGCUCAGAUGCGGAUCCUGAAAGAGACAGAGCUGAGGAAGGUGAAGGUGCUUGGAUCCGGAGCUUUUGGUACCGUCUACAAGGGCAUCUGGAUCCCCGAUGGGGAAAAUGUGAAAAUCCCAGUGGCCAUCAAAGUGUUGAGGGAAAACACAUCCCCCAAAGCCAACAAAGAAAUCUUGGACAUCUCUACUCUUAACCUCCUGAGUCUGUGGGCCAUGGUUCUGGUUUGUGACGAAUGGGGUUGGAUUGAUGUGUACCCUUGCUCCCAGGAAGCAUAUGUGAUGGCUGGUGUAGGGUCCCCAUACGUGUCCCGCCUUCUGGGCAUCUGCCUGACAUCCACGGUGCAGCUGGUGACACAGCUUAUGCCCUAUGGCUGCCUCCUAGACCACGUCCGGGAGCACCGCGGGCGCCUGGGCUCCCAGGACCUGCUGAACUGGUGUGUGCAGAUUGCCAAGGGGAUGAGCUACUUGGAGGAUGUGCGGCUCGUGCACAGGGACCUGGCUGCCCGGAAUGUGCUGGUCAAGAGUCCCAACCAUGUCAAGAUUACAGACUUCGGGCUGGCUCGGCUGCUGGACAUUGAUGAGACGGAGUACCAUGCGGAUGGGGGCAAGGUGCCCAUCAAGUGGAUGGCGUUGGAGUCCAUUCUCCGCCGGCGGUUCACCCACCAGAGUGAUGUGUGGAGCUAUGGUGUGACUGUGUGGGAGCUGAUGACUUUUGGGGCCAAACCUUACGAUGGGAUCCCAGCCCGGGAGAUCCCUGACCUCCUGGAGAAGGGGGAGCGGCUGCCCCAGCCCCCCAUCUGCACCAUUGAUGUCUACAUGAUCAUGGUCAAAUGUUGGAUGAUCGACUCUGAAUGUCGGCCAAGGUUCCGGGAGUUGGUGGCCGAAUUCUCCCGCAUGGCCAGGGACCCCCAGCGCUUUGUGGUCAUCCAGAAUGAAGACCUGGGCCCUCCCAGCCCCUUGGACAGCACCUUCUACCGCUCGCUGCUGGAGGAUGAUGACAUGGGGGACCUGGUGGAUGCUGAGGAGUACCUGGUACCCCAGCAAGGCUUCUUCUGCCCAGACCCUGCCCCGGGCUCUGGGGGCACAGCCCACCGCAGGCACCGCAGCACAUCCACCAGGAGUGGCGGUGGUGAGCUGACGCUGGGUCUGGAGCCCUCGGAGGAGGAGCCCCCCAGGUCUCCACUGGCACCUUCCGAAGGGGCUGGCUCUGAUGUGUUUGACGGCGACUUGGGAAUGGGGGCAGCCAAGGGGCUGCAGAACCUCCCCCAACAUGACUCCAGCCCUCUACAGCGGUACAGCGAGGACCCCACAGUACCGCUUCCUCCCGAGACCGAUGGCUACGUUGCCCCCCUGACCUACAGCCCCCAGCCCGAAUACGUGAACCAGCCAGAGGUUCGGCCACAGCCCCCCUCACCCCUAGAGGGUCCUCGGCCUCCUCCUCGACCUGCCGGUUCCACUCUGGAAAGGCCCAAGACUCUCUCCCCUGGGAAGAAUGGGGUUGUCAAAGACAUUUUUGCCUUUGGGGCUGCCGUGGAGAACCCCGAGUACUUGGCACCCCGGGGCAGGGCUGCCCCUCAGUCCCACUCUUCUCCGGCCUUCAGCCCAGCCUUUGACAACCUCUAUUACUGGGACCAGGACCCAUCAGAGCGGGGCUCUCCACCCAGCACCUUUGAAGGGACCCCUACAGCAGAGAACCCUGAGUACCUGGGUCUGGACAUGCCAGUAUGAGCCAAAAGGCCCGGGCCGCUGAGGCCCUGCUGGCCCCUCAGGGAGUGUGGAAGGCCUGACUUAUGGCCCGCGUCGGGACGAGGCAGGGAGAGGGCCCUUGGAUCACAUCCAGGGUGGCCUGCCAUGCCAGCAAUCUUCCUUCCUCUUCCAACUCGUAGGUGGCUGAGAGCCGCCCAGCCUGGCUGGAAGAGGGGGCAGCACCGGGGAGUCCUGACUGAUGCUGGAGCCCUGGCCCAGCCACUAGGGUCCACUGGAUGCCACAGCCAGUCUCCUUACCUGCGGGAGCAGCCCAGCCUGACUUCUUCCAGAACCUGACACUGAAGGACAGGGAAGCUGAGCCUAGGAAGGGAAGAGGCCCCAAGAGGGUGUCUAGGAACCAGAGCAGAGACUCCCUGAGACCUAGCUCUGCCCCUAAGAAGAAGGGGACAGCAGGGGACGGCAGCAGUGCCCAGAUCCGGUCCCUGUACAGAGUGCUUUUCUGGUUUUGUUUUUACUUAUGUUUUUUUGGUUGUUUUAUUUUAUUAUUUUUUUUAAGAUGAAAUAAGGACUCGGUGGAGAGUGGGUAUUGUGGAAGCGGGGUGGGGGGGCAGUCCCUGGGGUUGCGGGAGGAAUGUCCCUUCUCCAUACCCACUUUCUCCAUUUGCAAAUAUAUUUUGGAAAACAGCUGGACACAAGCCUAUGUCUGGGAUGGCUCUGAGCCAUCCCUUUACUGCUCACCUCUUAA
Lagenorhynchus albirostris (white-beaked dolphin) is the source of this 4810-nucleotide messenger RNA. It is a transcript of the gene ERBB2, whose product is annotated as erb-b2 receptor tyrosine kinase 2. Gene Ontology annotation, cellular component: basal plasma membrane; signaling receptor complex. The transcript is spliced from 28 exons. Gene Ontology annotation, biological process: neuron differentiation; protein phosphorylation; positive regulation of cell population proliferation. The record is from RefSeq and is a predicted model, not a curated record. The coding region runs from base 232 to 4086 and encodes 1284 amino acids. Lineage: Eukaryota; Metazoa; Chordata; Mammalia; Artiodactyla; Delphinidae. Gene Ontology annotation, molecular function: transmembrane receptor protein tyrosine kinase activity; ATP binding.